AUGUGGCUACAGUUAGAAAAAAGGACUAAUAAUUUCUUAUCCUGUCCAAAAACAAGAGGUUUUACUUGCAGAGUUUGCUGUGAAACGUUCGCAGAACCCCUUGACCUUUUGGCUCAUGCUGAGGAGCAUGCUCGUGGUUUCGAAUACAGUUGCAUGGUGUGCUCAGAAAAUUUUAUAAAUGAAGAAACGUGUGCCGUACAUGUUAAAGAACAACAUCCCGAAGAAGAAGGUUUACACUGUAGCAAAUGUCCAAGGAUUUUUUAUGAUAUAUCCAGAUUAGAAAAACAUCUGCUGUCACACAAAGAUGAAUCGUUAAUGAAUAAUGUGCAUGAUCAGACAACCAACAGAUAUAAAAACAUUGGUAAAUUAUCAGAUCAGCAAUUUUCAUGUCAAGAGUGUGGAAAAAGAUUUGCUACCAGAAGUUCUCAGCAAAUACAUAUGAGGAUACAUACAGGCGAACGUCGUUAUGGGUGCAGUUUUUGUCACAAAGCUUUCACAGAUGGGGGUACUCUCAGAAAACACGAAAGGAUUCAUACUGGCGAGAAACCUUAUGCAUGCGUCAUUUGUCCCAAAGCUUUCAAUCAGAGGGUUGUCUUAAGGGAGCACAUCAGAUCGCACCAUUCGGGCCCUGAUCCAAGUUGUUCUGAUAGUAUGACGCCGUUUCGUUGUACCAUCUGCUCGGACCAUCUGUACCAUCUGCUCGGACCAAAUCCAAAAUAA
Molecule: messenger RNA, 720 nt
Organism: Harmonia axyridis
Lineage: Eukaryota; Metazoa; Arthropoda; Insecta; Coleoptera; Coccinellidae
Product: gastrula zinc finger protein XlCGF17.1-like
Exons: 3
Coding region: 1-720 (239 amino acids)
Biological process (GO): regulation of transcription by RNA polymerase II
Cellular component (GO): nucleus
Molecular function (GO): RNA polymerase II transcription regulatory region sequence-specific DNA binding; DNA-binding transcription factor activity, RNA polymerase II-specific
Source: RefSeq, a predicted model, not a curated record